Messenger RNA from Eimeria maxima, 821 nucleotides. RefSeq lists its product as hypothetical. The annotation marks the transcript as partial. The transcript has 4 exons. The record is from RefSeq and is a predicted model, not a curated record. NCBI's taxonomy places the organism in Eukaryota, Apicomplexa, Conoidasida, Eucoccidiorida, Eimeriidae.
GUCCUUCUCUCUUGGCUAUCUUCUCGGUCAACCUCAGGUUCCUACAUCAUCCACCAGCGGAGGUGGAAGGCCAGAUUGGCACCAGAGACCCUCCGCUGCGCCUACUAUGGAACAUGCCCUCCAUCCCGCGCGUGAACGGGAUGACCCUAGAACUCGCAGAUGUGUGGUUGACGGGAUGCACCUACACCCGCCUGGCUCCGCCACAUCUAAGUUCAGUCAUUGGCACGGACCCGAUAAUUCAGGCUUUACAGAUGAUGCCUUUUGGCGAAGUGGCAAGGUCUCUAGAGGCCAAGAUGCAGCGGCUGUUGUUGCUUUCUGCAGCAGACAAUUCGUUACUGUUGCUGCAGUGGAGGGAAAGUGGUUCCGACCUGAUUACCGGAUCGGGGAAUCUUGUGCUCUUAGAUCAGACGCGCUUGCCCUUUCCUGUGUUGCAGUUUCUUCGGCAAGAACCGGAAGCGCCGCUUAUGGCCGACUGUCAGGGAAAUAAUAUUCGGGAGCGUACAUGCCGAGUUUUACGGGCGUUUCCGUGGGAAGGGGAUCUACUAGUUUCGAAGGCGGCGCUUGACGAUCAAGAUAGCAAGGGGAUUGAUUGCAGCGACAGCACAACUGCUUCCAGCAGGAGUUCAAAAUCCUGGAGUAGCCAAGUACAGAGGAUCCUCCGGGAAGUGAAUCCAUCUGUCAGGGGAGCCGGAUCCAUAUUGGGUCCUCCUGAGUUGGGGGAGGGGGGAGGGAGGGCCCUUGUGAACGUCCAUGCCAUCAUCUGUCUGCCAAAUCAGAGAGGCAACAGCAACUUGAAGCAUACAGGAUUUCAUGUAGACUGA